ACUGACUUUGGUAUACGUACACAUACCGUUGCUAGGCAUGAAGGACCUAUUCUUGGUUCGAGACAACAAAUCACCGGACAACUAUGCGGCCAAUCAGCCUUGCCCAUGAAUACACUACCUGAAUACGAGCACUCCACCACCAUUGAUCCUUAUCAGUCCCUGCCAAGUAAUUUGUCUACGCGCAUUUCCUGAAAGAAUACUGAACUGUGCAGAUCGCGUCUCAGAGUCCAAGUAACGAUUACUAGUACCGCCGGGACGGUCAAAGUGGUGCCACACUGCUGGCAAUGUCUUGACGAUAAGUACUGCUAGUUUUCCGGACGACGAGUGUCCAUCUUGCCAACCUCACAAGUCGCUCAUUCACUCUUUCUGUGACGAGAAUUAUCCACAUUCGUUCAAAAACAUAAUCUGUAUAUAAAACCCCGCCACCAUGCACUUCACUCCUCUCCUCGCACUCGCAUCCAGCGCCGCUCUGAUCGCGGCUGCUCCAGCACCCGUCAACAUCGGUUUGGAUGACGUUAUCCUCCACGGCAACGGCCGCUUCACCGUGAUGAAGCGCUCCGACUUUGAAGAGCUGGAAGCUGCGCGCAAGUCCGGCGUGGUACCUCCCAAGCCCGCCUACCUGGACGCGAACCACUACUCUGGCAACGAGACCGACGUACCAGCCAAGAAGACGCUCAAGCGUGACACCAGCAUCAUAAUUCCCAACCCCAACUCGCGUUUCCUCGGCUGGGACGUGCAGGUGAGCCAGGUGACCAAGGGAGCACCGACCACCAUUGCCGUCGCCUCUGGCUUCUCCAUUAGCAACACCAUUUCCGUCGGCAUGAGCAGCACUUUGACGCUGGUCAAGGACUUCCUUCAGGUCGCCAUGUCGGUCGACUACAGCCAGUCGUGGCAGACGACGCAGACGCAAACCUUCACUGCUACGGUGCCCGAAGGCAAGUACGGCGCUUUCGUCACCAACCCGUGGACCGACCGUGCGAGUGGAAAUGUCUGGAGCGGUACUAUUGGUGGUGAUGGAGAGCUGUCUUACUACCAGGCUGACUCGUUCACGUCAAAGCAAUACGACAGCAUGGAGUGGGUUGAUGGUGUUACUAGCCUCUGCGUAGGCGACACAGUUCCUCUCCCAAGGUGCUUGGGCGAGGGUACCUUGUAGACUUGGGAAAUAGCAGAGAGAAGUAUGUGGGACUGGGAACAUUGGAGAAAGCUGCAAGUGUCUUUACCGAGCCCGCAUUCAUGGCAUCGUUCAAGUAGCGCUCUUGUUGUAGAUGAGCUAUCGCUAGACAUAUCGAGCAUUGUAUUGUAUAAACAACUUGUAGACAUGCAUUCUAGAAAGAACAAUUUCUUUUAUCAAUCUCC
Molecule: messenger RNA, 1356 nt
Organism: Alternaria alternata
Lineage: Eukaryota; Fungi; Ascomycota; Dothideomycetes; Pleosporales; Pleosporaceae
Exons: 1
Coding region: 428-1153 (241 amino acids)
Source: RefSeq, a predicted model, not a curated record